UACCCGGUUUGUAUUGACCUUUCCAAACACCUCCUAAUUGAAGUUGGCGUUAGGGUUUUAUUUCGUUAUCCUCUCUCGCCUUCUCUCUCUCUCACCACUCUUCUUCACCCCUCUCGGUUUAGGGUCAAAACUUAAGUUGUUCUACUUCCAAUCUUCGCAGAGAUGAAUGUCGAAAAACUAAUGAAGAUGGCGGGUUCGGUCCGCACAGGAGGGAAGGGUACAAUGAGAAGAAAGAAGAAGGCUGUGCACAAGACGACCACAACAGACGACAAAAGGCUUCAAAGUACCUUGAAGAGAAUAGGAGUGAAUGCCAUACCUGCAAUUGAGGAAGUUAAUAUCUUCAAGGAAGAUGUAGUUAUACAGUUCAUCAACCCCAAAGUCCAAGCAUCUAUUGCAGCCAACACCUGGGUCGUUAGCGGCACUCCUCAGAACAAGAAGUUGCAGGACAUUCUUCCGCAAAUUAUCCACCAGUUGGGCCCGGAUAACUUGGAGAACUUGAAAAAGCUAGCAGAACAAUUCCAGAAGCAGGCACCGGCUGAUGGCAGUGGUACGGCUUCUGGUGCAGCAGAAGAUGAUGAUGACGACGUACCAGAACUUGUUGCUGGUGAGACGUUUGAAGCUGCCGCAGAGGAGGGACACGCCCCGCCCUCUUGAGGAUUCUAUUUUCAGUUUUGGAACCAGUGCUUACAUUUUCCAUGUUUUUGAAAGAUCUGUUACAUUACUUUGUCUGUGAUGAACCGUACUUGAAAGCUAGGUCUAUGUCUCGAUUAAUAACUCGCCGUGCUUUACCCGAUUCGUACAUCAGUGUGGUUUGAGUGAACCUUCCAUGAUAAAUUUUCAAGUAUGAUCUGAUGUGUAAUGAGUAGAAUUCACGUCUUCUCAUUCUUGUGGUAUUCUGCAGCCUAGAGAUCUUUGUGGAUUAAGAUCUUUGUAUAUGUAUAUAUUGUGUAGUUGAAAGAAAACGUGUAGGGUCUCAUGUUCAAAUUCUAUUAAUUUUGGAUUAUAAAUUUAUCAUAUAUUUCGACUAA
Messenger RNA from Salvia miltiorrhiza (redroot sage), 1028 nucleotides. Its product is annotated as nascent polypeptide-associated complex subunit beta-like. The coding region runs from base 163 to 654 and encodes 163 amino acids. The transcript is spliced from 6 exons. Gene Ontology annotation, cellular component: cytosol; nascent polypeptide-associated complex. NCBI's taxonomy places the organism in Eukaryota, Viridiplantae, Streptophyta, Magnoliopsida, Lamiales, Lamiaceae. The record is from RefSeq and is a predicted model, not a curated record.